AAUGGUGAUGAGAUCUCUUUUGCUUGGUCAUCUCCUCAUAGCUGCCGUUGGCUCUGACUGUGUUCCUGCCCAGUGUAUGAGAUGUGACAUCAAACAAGAACCUCUGACAGAUUCUUGUCCACGCUGCCCAACCAAACCAGCACAAUGCAUCAAUGUAUCUGCAGAUAUUCCAUCAAACUGCACAAAAGUCUUUCAGGUUUGUGUCAACAGCAGUGUGUCAGAGCCAGAGGAGGGUGAUCGUGUCACUCUAACAUGUGUCCAUAACUUUCUCAAUUUGACUCUGACGUUUGGGUGGAAUAAAGAUGAGAAGGAAAUCCCGGAAGGCCAAAAUAAAAGCGAGCUGGUUCUUGAAAAAGUGUUUUCACAUCAUUCAGGCCAGUACAGCUGCUUUGUGGAAAGCGAAUGUGGCUGUUAUGAGGCUUUGCCACAUGGUGUCACUGUAAACAGCAACACUGUGGUGAUCCUGGUAGUCUGUGGUGUUGCCGCUUUGGUCCUGGUUGUGAUUAUGGGGCUGGCUAUGAAGUUCAAGCUGAAAAGAGACAACGCUAAACACAAAGAGAGGAUGAAACAGAGGGCACAGAUUGGACUGAGUGGUGCUCCAGCUCCAUUCACACCAAGAGGGUCUUAAAUAAGAAAAAGUCUAUCACAUUGAACAAUAAUAACACUAAUAUUGUAUGGUCAUUUUCUGUUGUAGUUGUAGUAUUUCAUAUAGAAAUAAAACCUCUUUAAUCUCUGUCUUUGAAGCUAAGUGUGUGUGGUCAGGUGAGGUUACAAGCUUAUGUACAGCCAUUUCCUGACAAGGGUGUAUCCAUUGUUUAACACAGCAUUAAUGUCAACCACGCCCACUAACCAGAAAGCCUGUUCAGUUGAGGAAAAGAGCCUAGAAAUGUUUUAAUCCAGCCACAGGACAGGAGGCCUGCUCAAACUAAUCCCGCUGAAUGCUCUUCUCACUGGAACGCACACUGCAGAUGAGCCACACAGAGCAGCAUUAUAGCGGCUGGCAUGUAAUGGAUAUAUGGAAUGUUAAUGGUAUCCAAACCUCUCCGAGAGAGAUGGAUUGAUGGGAUUUGAAAGUUGAUUUAUGAACACAGAAAUAAUA
Morone saxatilis (striped sea-bass) is the source of this 1099-nucleotide messenger RNA. RefSeq lists its product as uncharacterized. The transcript is spliced from 7 exons. The record is from RefSeq and is a predicted model, not a curated record. Lineage: Eukaryota; Metazoa; Chordata; Actinopteri; Moronidae. The coding region runs from base 2 to 628 and encodes 208 amino acids.